Molecule: messenger RNA, 594 nt
Organism: Rotaria sp. Silwood1
Lineage: Eukaryota; Metazoa; Rotifera; Eurotatoria; Philodinida; Philodinidae
Source: the annotation of a GenBank genome assembly
AUGAUGUUUGAUUAUCAUGACCACGAAAAUUCAACAUCGCUACAGUUAGCACAAUUUCAAUCAAUUGUUGAAUUAGACGAAAAUCAAUUUAUGAAGGCAACGCCUUUUAAUAGAUGUAUUUAUAUUAAUGAAGAUAUUAAUAAUGAAAAUAUACUUUAUCAUCAAUCAAUUCCAUCUUUAUAUCCUAUAUCUGUUACUCAUACUCAGGAAUAUUCAUUAUUGAAUAAUAUCAUACAAUCUAAUAAUGAUUCCGAUGAAUUUUCUUUUAAUCCUAAAGAAUGGUUAAUAGUGGAUUCAACUUCUAGAAGACUACGAGCUCCACGACAAAAUGAAUUUCUUUAUCUUCUUUUAGAACGGUCAUGGUAUUCACCAUAUCUAACAUGGUUAAAUAAAAAUGAAGGUUUAUUUAAAAUUCAUGAUCCUGAACGAGUAGCUAAACUUUGGUCAAAAGUUAAAAAUCGAAAAACAAAUGGAAUUAUGAAUUAUGAUACAUUUGCACGUGGAUUACGAUUUUAUUAUAAAUCAGGAUCAAUGAUUAAAACACAUAAAAAACAUACGUUCCGUUUUAAAAUACCUUUAAAUAGUAUAUUCUAA